This is a messenger RNA of Setaria italica (foxtail millet), 2945 nucleotides long. Its product is annotated as protein PLASTID MOVEMENT IMPAIRED 1. The record is from RefSeq and is a predicted model, not a curated record. NCBI's taxonomy places the organism in Eukaryota, Viridiplantae, Streptophyta, Magnoliopsida, Poales, Poaceae. The transcript has a single exon. Bases 178 to 2643 code for a protein of 821 amino acids.
ACACGGCAGGCGGCAGCGCUAAAAGCUACUGCCGAGGAGGAGGAGGCCAGGACGUACGAGCUACUACUACAAGCUAGCUAGCACGCGCCGCGCCGCGAGUUCCUGGUCCAACACAAGGAACCCGCCCCCGAGCAGACAGCGUACGUACAAGCGAGUGUGACCUUGUGAGGAGUUCGCAUGGCCGGAUCGGGCGGUGAUGGGGCUCCUCCUCCGGCGAGCCCCGGCACCAGCCUCAGCGACUACCUCGACCGCCCGAACGCCAUCCACCGCCGCGCCGCAUCGCUCGCCAUCGUGCGCUCCGGCGCGGGUGCGGGGGACGACGGGCCGCGCGUCGCCGACGGACCCGGGCGGGAGGACCGGAGGACGCAGUCGACCCGCCGCGUCUCGCUGUCGCUGUGGCGUCCUAGGGCCCCGGCCGCGGAGACGGCGGCCGCUGACUCGAGGACCCCCGAGGGUGGCAAGGGUAGAGGGCCGGCGGCGUGGCGGAGCUGGAGGCCGGUGCGCGCGCUGGCGCACCUCGGGAAGCGCCGCGCGGGGUGCCUGUUCUCGGUCGAGGUCGACGCCGUCCGCGGCGUGCCGGCCUCCAUGGAGGGCUUCCGCCUCGCAGUCACGGUCCGCAAGGCGGAGACCAGGGACGGUGCGGUGCAGACCAUGCCGUGCCGGGUGCGCGGCGGCGCCGCGGACUUCGACGAGACGCUCUUCGUCAGGUGCAACCUCUACUUCACCGGCGGCGCCGGCACCGGGAAGCCGCUCAAGCUAGAGCCCCGGAGGUUCGUCGUGUCCGUCGUCGCCAUCGAGGCGCGGGGCGCCCGCCUGGGCGCGCACACCGUCGACGUCAGCGACCUCGUGCUCGACUCCAUCAAGAAGAUCGGCUCCGAGGGACGCCGCGUCAGGUGGUUCGACAAGGCGUUCGCGCUCUCCGGCAAGGCGGCCGGCGGGGAGCUGCUGCUCAAGCUGGGGUUCCAGCUCAUGGAGGACGCGGGGCUCAGCCUCUACGCGCAAGCGGAGGAGAAGACGGCGGACGUGUCUCCGGCGUCCUCGCGCGCGAGGGCCCACAACAAGAAUUCCUUCAGUAUCUCAAGCACGCCCAGGCUUUCGCCGUCCGACCCUUCCAUCUCGCCUUCCAUGAGGGCUUACAAGCAGCUCGUCGAUAGGCUUCGCAUCGAGGAGAAUGGAGAUCCUGUAAGGUCCGUGAUGAUACCUCGGAAGCCCGGCGACGACGAGCUCUCCGCGUCCACCACCGACGCCGGGGACGUGUACAGCCUCCCGGAGUAUGAGGUCGUGGAGAAGGGCGUUGAAACGGUCAAAGAAGUUGUCCACUACCAGGCUCAGCGCGACGUGCUGCGGGAGCUCGACUCCAUUGCCGAGCAGAUCGAGGCCAUCGAGGCGAUGAUGGCCAACGGCGGGAAGAAGUCGCCGAAGCCGGUGGAUCGGCAGCAGCAGCGCCUGGACGCAGACGAAGAAAUGGUGACUGUGGAGUUCCUUAGAAAGCUCGAGGCGGACGGUGACACAAAGAAGCUCAAGCAGCCCGUGACGCCAAGAAGCCAGUCGCCGUCGCCAAGGAAGGCGGCGGCGCCGCCGGUCGUGCCGGAUUUGGGGCGGGGCAUCGGGCCCGCCGUGCAAACGCGUGACGGUGGGUUCCUGGUGUCCAUGAACCCGUUCGACCUGCCACUGGCGAGCAGAGAUGGCCCCCCGAAGCUCGCCAUGCAGGUGUCCAGGCCGUUCGUGCUGCCGGGCGCCAUGGCGGCGACCGGGUUCGACGUGCUCCAGAAGAUGGCGGCGGCGGGCGGCGCCGACGUAGUUCGCGGCAAGUUGGCGUCGCUGGGUGGCAUGGAUAACAUCACGGGGAAGACACCCGAGCAGGUGGGUUUCGAGGGCAUUGCGGAGGCGGUCAUCGGCGGGCGGCGCACCGAGGGCGCAAGCUCGAGCGCGGGACGGUCCGUACAGCUCGUCCGGAAGCUCGCGACGGCCUUGUCCGAGGGCCGGAGCGAGCGCGUCGCCACGGGCAUCUGGAGCGCGGGCGACGACCCGGAGACGCUGGAGGAGGUGCUGGCCUUCUCCCUGCAGAAGCUGGAGGCCAUGGCCGUGGACGCGCUCGCGGUCCAGGCCGAGAUGGCCGACGAGGACGCGCCGUUCGAGGUGGCGGCGGCCACGGGGGACGCGAGCGUUUUCGACUCGCUGGUGCCCUCGGACGAGUGGUCCGAGUCCGGCGGCUCGGACGGGCGCGUCACGCUGGUGGUGGCCAUCCAGGUGCGCGACCCGUCGCGGCGGUACGAGGCGGUGGGCGCGCCGAUGGUCGCCGUCGUGCAGUCGGCGAGGCUGCUGGGCGCGGCCGGCCACGGCGCCGGGAGGUUCAAGGUGCGGAGCCUGCACGUCGGCGGCGUGCAGAUGAGGUGCGCCCCGUCGGGCGCCGGCGGGAGCGCGAGCUGGGGCGCGGAGAGGCAGAAGCUGACGGCGAUGCAGUGGAUGGUCGCGCACGGGCCGGGCCGCGCCGGCAAGAGGGCGACGACGCCGACGGCGCGGGCGAGGGCGAAGGUGCAGCGUGCCGACGUCGUGUGGAGCCUGUCGUCGCGGGUGCUCGCCGGGAUGUGGCUCAAGACGGUGCGGAACCCGGACGUGAGGAUUGGCGCCAGCAGCACGUGAGGCGAUCGAUCAGCAGUCUGCAGCGUGGAUACGUACUACGUGCAGGUGCAGCAUGAGCGCAACGAUGUAUCGCGUAGAUUCCAGUGGUUUAGAUAUGUAGACGUACGUGCGAGACUAGUGUUUGUAGAAUCGCCAGUUUGUGCGGUAGUGUUACAUGUUAGUUUUAGACGGUCACGUUGCUCACUACGCCACAAUCCAGUUUUAAUAGAGAAAGUACGAUCCUAAUAUCUUUUUGAUAGAAGAAUUAUUAAUUGAUAUAGAAUAAAAAGGAGACUGUGUGCCUCACACAUGUGUAUUUUUUA